This is a messenger RNA of Drosophila rhopaloa, 3261 nucleotides long. Its product is annotated as putative ATP-dependent RNA helicase BoYb. Gene Ontology annotation, biological process: germ-line stem cell division; transposable element silencing. The record is from RefSeq and is a predicted model, not a curated record. Bases 1 to 3261 code for a protein of 1086 amino acids. NCBI's taxonomy places the organism in Eukaryota, Metazoa, Arthropoda, Insecta, Diptera, Drosophilidae. The transcript has a single exon.
AUGGAGGGGCAAACCCAAGCGGAGGCCAGGAUUGAUCCCAAUUACGCGGAGGGCGACUCUUACAGCGCGGAGGAUGCCAUCCGGCCACUGGUGGCCACCAACUGCUCCAUAUACGUGGUGGCGCACUCCACACGCGCAAUGCAACCAGCUCGUCGAUUCUCGGAGGUAGUGAUGCUGCCCCAUAUCCUGGAAACGAUGAGGCAACUGGGACUCAACCGCUUGAUGCGCCUGCAGUCGUACACAUGGCCUCAUUUGGGGGCAGGAUUGGGACAUGGAGCGUUGAUAGUGGGUGCUCCGCGCAGUGGGCGCACCUUGGCCUACGUGCCCUCCGUUUGCCAGGCGGUGUGCAAAUCCCUGACGGAGAACAGGCAAUGGAGGAUGCAGCAUCCUGGCAAAUGGCAACCGGAUGAGCUGGGUGCAUUGGCCUUGAUCCUGGUGCCCGACUUACAGCGCGUCCGCCACGUGAGUGCCCUGUGCCACGCCCUCUUGAGGAAGUCCCACACCGAGGAUUGGGUCACCCUGGUCCUCAACAUUCCCUCUGCCAAUUCGGAGCACUACCUCCGCCUCCUGAACGUAGUCGGCUGCCUGGUGGCCACUCCCGUCCAGCUCACAUCCUUAUGUCGUGAGAUGCCGGGUUUGCUGAGGUUCCCACGCCUCCAGUUCCUCGUGUUCGAUGACGUGGACCUGAUGCCCGCCGACCAGCUGAGAAAUGCGCAGCAGGUGCUGCAGGAGAUCUUGCCCACCACCCACUUUCCCCAAUUGGUGAUGGUGUCCCAGUCGUAUAGCGACACUUGGAUGGCCAAGCUGGGAGCCGUUAGCGAUCAUCCGGCAGUUGUUUUUGGCGACAUCCUGGAGGCAGCCUUGUACGGUGGCACUCGCAUUCGGAUUUCCUUGAUCCGUUCCAAGAGCAGCGAAGUGGUCCAGUUGCUGCAACAGCGUCCUCCGCAGGAUUACCGCACUGUGAUCUACUGCAGGGAUGAUGAAGAGAUGGGGCGACUGGUUGCGGAUCUGGAGGAUCAUGACUUUGCUUGCCUUCCCUACUAUCAGAACUCGAAUCUGGAGGAUCACGAGAAGGUUCACAGUUGGAUGGCCAGGAGUGGCGGCUUGAUCCUGCUCUGCACGGACGGUUGUCCGGAGUUAACCAUUCGGAAUGCCCACACACUGAUCCAUCAUGGCCUGAGCAGCACAUGGAGCAGGUUUAAAAUGAGGCAUCUUAUGCUCUCCGACAAUCUUAACAAUAAGCUGGAUUUUACACCCGGAAAAUCGAGUUCUCUGCCCCUGCUUUCCCAGGUGCUCCUCGAUAAUAGCAACCAACGUCAGCUGCCCCGCCUGGUGGACUUUCUACAGCUGCACCAGCAGGUGGAUCCCGACGUGGCAGCAUUGGCCCAGAGGAUUCGGAAGGAGGCACAGAGUGCAAGAAGUAAUAAGCAUGCUCUGUGUGGCCAGAUCUUGAUGCUUGGCGAGUGCCGUGAUCCCACCUGCGAGGAUCGCCAUCAUGUUGCCGAUGGGGACAGGCGUCCCAGCUAUGUUCCCGCCUCCGGAGAUGUGAAGGUUGAGCUGGUCCGCGUCUACUCUCCCACGCACUUUUGCGUGCGUCUCCAGGAGCACUUGCCGAUCAGGGGAACCUGGAAAGUGCUGCCCCACUUGGCGGUGCAGGAGAUGCGACUGAAGCUUCGCCAGGAGAUGGAUCCCAAACGCUACUGGCCUCCAGUGGCAGGAGCCAUCUGCAUGCUCCACACCAUGGAUGACAAAGAGCGCGUCCAAGUGCUCAAGGUGGAUCCUAUUGAGGAUGUAAAUAUACUGCAAUCCAAUCUAUCUGUGGAAGUGCAGGCGCUCGAUGUGGACACUCGAAUCUUGGUGACCAAAUCCGGAGGACUUUUCGAGUGCUCCAAGGCUGUGCAGCAGGAGCCACCGAUGGCCAUUGAUAUGCGAUUGCUCGGAAUGAUUCCGAAGUCCGGGGAAAGCAGCUGGACAGAGGAAGAUCGCCUCCAUGUCGAGAUUUUGCUGACCAAAAUACCCAAGAAUCACUUCCUGCAGGCCAACAUUCAGUUCGCCACUGCAAAAACCCUGUUUGUCCAUGAUCUAGUGGCCAUGAUGUAUGCGGACAAUUUCAAGGUACACGUAAGGCAUUUGAGUCUUGGCCAAAAGCUUAUCCAGAAAAACUUGGCCCGCAGAUGUGAGCAGGCUAAACUAAAGAUCAAAGAUUUCUUUGAGGAAAACUUAACCAAAGAUGAAGCAGUGCAGCAGGAAGUAGAGAAGAAAGUGACGAAAAUACUAAUUGAGGAGAACAAGGAGACCAAUGAGCAGACCCAAAAAAACACACCAAGAAAACUGGAUAAUAAUUUAGUAGACAAUGAAUGUUCCCAGCUUCAAAACACCCAACUUCUGCCCCCAAGAUGCUUACGUCUGAUACAAUUAGCACGCGAGAUGGCUGAGGAGAACGAGCAGAAGACCAAGUCAACAAUGUCUUUAAAAUCAAGUAACCAAAUGGAGAUCUCUUCCCCAGAAAACAAGGAAAAUUCAAUGACUGAAAUCAAAGAAGACGGCAUGAACCAGCUUUACAAGUGCAUGAUGAACUGCGCCAUGUUGCAAUUUCAGGAUAACAAGCUAUCGGUGAAGGAUACCAAUCUGGUCGCAAACAAUCCAGUUGAAUUUCUUGAUAAUGUAAUAAGAGGAGGCAGCACGGGGGGUGAUCUUCCUCCACUUAACCAGAAAUCCAAAAAGAAAAGCAAGGCAAAGAAGGCCAAAUUCAAGGAGGAGAUUCCAUUACAAACCCAUCCCAAUGUGGUGCGACCGGAGGUUACCUAUCAUCAGAGUGUAACUACCUUGGAGUUACAGGUGUGCCUACCCGAAGAUGAUCACGAGUACAAGGCUAUGCUGCAGGAAGGACAGAUCUUCUUUAGAGCCACCUCCAAAUCCUCAGACCUGAUUUAUCAGUUCAUAUUGACCCUAAAAUUUCCAUAUAGCUCCAUGGAUGAUCACAUGUCUGGACGCACCGUCUACAUCAGCAUCGUUAAGUCAUUGGCCAUUAUUUAUCCGCUGGACUUUGGCGAAUACCGAUUCAUGAAGCCCAACCACGAAAUGUUUGCUAAGUUAGACGACUAUCGACAUGGGAAACACGUCAGUCUUAAAGGAUUUCUUAGGGAUCGGAUCUAUGUAAAGCAAAAAGUCAAUUUGCAGGAGAAUAGCGACAUCAGCGAUGAUGAAGAGCGAAAUCUGGAUGGGAUCGAACGUGUGGUCCAUGAUCAAAUCUUCCACUGA